CCGCUCGGCCGCGAAUUCGGGCGCUAUUGCCCAUCACUCGUGCCGCAGGACGUGCUGGGAGAUGUAGUCUCACUCCGGCGGGGCACGGCCGCCAUCUUGGUUUCGUUGUUCCUGUGGCGACUGGUCUUGUCGCAGUCCCCUCGAGUGAGGGGUGAGGGGAGCUCCGCUACCAAGGGCGACGGUGCUGCCCAGGGCGAUGUUUGCUUUAUCUUUUAUGCAGAGUGAGGGUGAUGAAACACUGGGACAGUUGCCCAGAGAAGUGUUGGAUACCCCAUUACUGGAAACAUCUGAUGGCAAGUUGGACAAGGCUCUGAACAACCUGAUGUAGUUGAAGAUGUCCCUGCUCAUUGCAGGAGGUUGGACCUGAUGACAUUUAAAAGGUCCCUUUCAACUCAAAGUGUUCUAUAUUAGGUUGUGAAACAGGUACUUGAUUUCAAGAAGUACAAUGGACAACAUGAAAAAAGUUGCUAACAGCUCUUGCAAUGAUGGAGUUCUACUUAGAAUGGGCCUUAAUGAUAACAAAGCCGGAAUGCAGGGUUUGGAUAAGGAGAAAAUCAAUAAAAUCAUCAUGGAAGCUACCAAGGGUUCUAAAUUUUAUGAAAAUGAACUUAAGAAAGAUCAACAAGUUAACCAACGAAUUGAAAAAAUGAUGCAGCUAAAAGAGAAAAUUACAGCACAACAGCUCUUGAAAGCACAGCUGCAGGUGGACAAACUUGUGAUAGAACUGGAACAGAGCCGUAACCUUAACAGUACAAUUGUACACAUUGACAUGGAUGCCUUCUAUGCAGCUGUGGAAAUGAGAGACAAUCCAGAGCUGAAGGACAAACCUAUAGCAGUGGGAUCAAUGAGUAUGUUGUCCACAUCAAAUUAUCAUGCUAGGAGAUUUGGUGUGCGUGCAGCCAUGCCUGGAUUUAUUGCUAAAAGGCUAUGUCCCCAUCUAACUAUAGUACCACUAAACUUUGAAAAGUACACCAAAGUGAGUAAAGAGGUUAGAGAAGUACUGGCUGAAUAUGAUCCCAAUUUUAUGCCUAUGGGCCUAGAUGAAGCCUACCUGAACAUAACAGAGCACUUGGAGGAAAGGCUGAACUGGCCUGAAGAUAGGAGACGGUUCUUCUUUAAUACAGAAAGCACUACAGGAAUAUGUAGUAUGAAUAUGUCUACCAACUUUAACCAAGGUGAAGUCUCUUCUUCACCAGUACUGUUUGAAGACAACACAUCUCCGAUGGAUGACAACCUUCAACAUAGAGAUCUAUCAGUGGAAAACUCAGUUGUCUUUGGAACUUCUGCAGAGGAAGUUGUGAAGGAAAUUCGCUUUAGGAUUGAGCAGAAGACUCAACUGACUGCUAGUGCAGGAAUAGCACCAAAUACAAUGUUAGCAAAAAUGUGCAGUGAUCGUAAUAAACCUAAUGGCCAAUACAGGAUUUCUCCUGAGAGACUAGCAGUGCUAGACUUCCUGAAAGAUUUGCCCAUUAGAAAGGUGCCAGGUAUUGGAAAAGUAACAGAGAAAAUGUUGAAGGCCCUUGGAAUUGUGACUUGCUCAGAACUUUACCAGCAGAGGGCGCUGCUUUCCCUUCUUUUUUCAGAAGUAUCUUGGCGUAAUUUCUUGGAUAUUUCCCUUGGUUUGGGCUCAACACAUUUGGAAAAGGAUGGAGAAAGAAAAAGUAUGAGCACUGAGAGAACAUUCAGUGAAAUAAACACAGCAGAAGACCAGUACAGUUUGUGUCGAGAGCUCUGCAGAGACCUUGCUCAAGACUUACAGAAAGAGGGACUUAAGGGUAGAACUGUUACAUUGAAGCUUAAGAAUGUGAACUUCGAAGUUAAAACAAGAGCUUCAACUGUUCUGUCUUCUGUUUCUACAGAGGAGGAAAUAUUUACUGUUGCUAAAGAUUUGUUAGGAACAGAAAUUGAUAGUGUUGCUCCUCACCCGCUACGGAUAAGACUCAUGGGUGUACGAGUAUCAGGAUUUCUAACUGAAGAAGAAAAGAAAUACCAACAAAAAAGCAUUACAAGUUUCUUAAAAUCGGGAAAAGAAAUUGGUUUCCUUAGGCUUCAGCCAGAGAAGUCCAACCAAGACUAUUUCACAAAAAAUUCAGAAGCACCAUUUAGAGGGAGUUUUUUUGAUCAAAAGCGAGCAGCAAGAAAACUAAACAGUGAGAAUAUUUCUCCAAAUGAAAGCAGAGGUAAGCAGCUCUUUCAUGAUGAUAAAUCAUCAGCAAAUUUAGUGGAAGAAACAAAGGAAGUCACAAAUUUACAGAAUUCUAAUGUUUGUAACAUCUUUACCUGUCCUGUUUGCUUUGAGAAGCAAAGCAGCAAAAAUUUGGAAGAACUUAAUAAACACAUUGAUGAGUGCCUCAAUGAUGAGAUGUGUGUUGAAGAUGCUGUGGAAGUAUUCAAGAAUGACAGUUCAAGAGAAAAUAUCCCUAACUUUGUUCCACAAUUUAAAAAUGAGUUUGUUGAUAAAUGUCAAAAAAAUAAAACUGAUCAAAUAUCAGGAACAGACCAAUCUGCAAGUGUAUCGGACAGCUCUACUAAUGGUGGCACAGAAAAAUUUGGUCAGAUAAUACCUGAUAAAUCUCCUGGAAAACAAGAGCCUAGCAGUCUCAGUGACAUUGCUAGAAAUAUGUGUAUGAAACAAUGUCUCUUCCCCAAAAGAGUAUCACAAGACCGAUUUGACAAGACUGAACAUACAGAAGGAACUAGUUCAUCCUGUUUCUUUGAAGCCAAAGAAGACAGUGUUCUUGUUUGCCCAGUUUGUAAUUCAGAGCAGAAAACCACCGAUCUUGUGUCAUUUAACAGACAUGUGGAUGUCUGCUUAAAUAAAGGCCUUAUCCAGGAGCUGACAGAAAAAGAUGAUUUUCCUACUAAGACUUAUAAUAUGGAAAACUCAAACAGAGUUUUCUCUGGAGGUUUAAGUAAAGGACAGCAAUGCACAAAUCCAUCACAAGGAACAAAAAGGUCUGGACUAACAGCUUCAGAGUCGGUAUCAAAAAAGGCCAAGUCAAGCAAUUCCAAACAUACUAUCAAAAUGUUUUUUAAAUAACUGUCUAGCAACAUGUUCUAUAUGAAGCAUUUCAUAGAGUUUUAUGACUGCAAGUUAAUUUAGCAUUGGCAGUAGGCUAAAUUCAGGUGCCUGUAAUUUUGGAACCAUUACAUAUCUGUAUAACAAGAACAUGAUGUCUGGGAUAGAAGAAGAGGUAAAAUUAAGGGGAUUUUUCUUUUCUCUUCUUUGGUGAAUAAUGCUUAUUUUUUCACUUGUUUCCAAGAAUCAGAAUUUGCUAGCACCUUGAUUUAGCUCCCUAGAACACAGGAAUUAUUAGCUAGGGUGCCCCAUUGUACUUGCUGAAGGCCUUAUUCCCACACCUGAACUUCUAUCUUCUCUGUUGAUUUUAUUGUAAAAAUAAAAUUGUGAGAUUAGUUGUGUGAUAACAAAGAAGAGUUGAGUUGCUUGACUUCACAAACAAAUGUCUGUCUUUGUAGUGAACACAAAAAUGUAUUAGUCUUGCAGUUACACAGGAUAAGAACAAGAACUUAGAGGACUAUCAAGCUUUCAUUGCUGUUACUGAAAAUUACUUCAGUAAGAGUUGAUUGACAGAUUGGAAGGACUCAUUGUGGUGAGAUACACAACAGCUCACUUAAAAAAUGUUAAAAAAAUCUGUUGAUUGAGAGGAGAAUUCCUCCAGGAUAUUCAGACAAAUGCUGUUGACCUUUGGCCUUUCCAAAGAGAUUGAAAACUUGUUUAUACUUCGAAAUUGUUACCAGUGAGUAGCACUAAAUUUAUGCUGAAUAAAAGGUUCCAUGGUGCAAUAAUAAUGAAUUAUGUGCAAAUACAAGAUAGUGAACCUUCUUAUUGUUUAGCUGUCUUUCUCUUUUAAAAUUAUUUUGUUUUUCUGAAUAAAGUGGAUUCUAUCAGUACAUAUGUAGAAAGAGGAAGUUAAGUGCAAAUAUUUAAAAUGCUCUGUUUAGAUUAUUUCUGUUCACACUAAAUUGUUUAAAUACAUUUUAUUAUAAUUAAAUAUUUAUCAGACAAAUAAUUUAUUAUAACAACAUAUUCCUUAGAAGUUAUACAAACAGUGCCAAGCCCUGUAUGGAAUAUAAAUUGCUUUUUAACUGAAAAGUCUUUUAAAUAAGUGUCUGCUGUAAAAACAUCUAUUUUGUUGUUCAACUGUAUUGGGAUUUGCUUGCUUUUUAAACCAACAUGAUAUGUCUUUGAUUCUCCAGCUCGGUUCAGAAUAUGUUUUCCUGUUCCCAGAACUGCUGGAAUGAUUAUACCAUCUCUACCUGCUUUUCUGUUUGUUUGUCAGAUGGCACCAUAUCAACAGCUCUGUCAUUUGAAUUCAUGUUAAUGCUCCCUUAUCUGCUUUGGACCAAAUCAUCUGGACUAAUUCAGAUGGUAAAUUCAUUCAGUCAACUUUUUCUAAACCUGGUCAGUGAGCGCUCAGCAUAAGCUGUUCUGUUGACUGACAUGGGAACUUUUGGUAGGAAAGACAUAAGAGCAACUGAGGGAACAUAAGGCUGCCAUUGCUGUUUAGAAAGUGAACACCUAUCCCUUUUUUUUUCUGUUUGUAUUUCUGAUUCAAUAAAGCACAGAAUCUAAGUAUUA
This is a messenger RNA of Parus major (Great Tit), 4600 nucleotides long. RefSeq names its product DNA polymerase kappa (gene POLK). Gene Ontology annotation, cellular component: nucleus. The transcript has 16 exons. NCBI's taxonomy places the organism in Eukaryota, Metazoa, Chordata, Aves, Passeriformes, Paridae. The record is from RefSeq and is a predicted model, not a curated record. The coding region runs from base 446 to 3040 and encodes 864 amino acids. Gene Ontology annotation, biological process: error-prone translesion synthesis. Gene Ontology annotation, molecular function: DNA-directed DNA polymerase activity; damaged DNA binding.